This is a messenger RNA of Dentiscutata erythropus, 794 nucleotides long. Lineage: Eukaryota; Fungi; Glomeromycota; Glomeromycetes; Diversisporales; Gigasporaceae. The record is from the annotation of a GenBank genome assembly.
GAAAGUUUAUAAUUGAAGAUGGGGUCGAAUACGUUACAGUUGCUUAUGCUAAUAUUAUCGGAAUUGGUGAUUCUGAAGAUCCGUUUAAACCUGAUGAAAUUCCCCUCUGCGUCCCGCAUUACAUGUCUCCUGUAAUAAUCAAACACGGCCCAAAACUUCGAAACGAGAAUAUUUAUUUUGGAGCCGAAUCUCGUGUAUAUAAUUCCUUUACCACGCAUGAAGUCCGAAUGGAAAUAAUAAUUUCUUAUCCUGCUCGAGCCACUCGAUUUGAACAUCUUUAUGAUCGUAUUAAAAUAGGUCGAUCAUUUGUAGUGGCCGGUUUUAUUAAAUUUGAAAACCCAAAUAUUAUAACAAUUGAAGCUACUGACAUAGAUUAUUUGUCAUCCUUCAAUACAAAUUACGAUGUGGCUGAAAACCCUUCAAUUACGUCAACUACACGUACAGAAAUUAAUCAAAUCGCUGAUGAAUUUAGGUCAACUAAUGCUCAAUUAACAAAAAAGCGACGAAAGUUAAUGCCCACCGCUACUAGUUACAGUACAAGUUUAACCUCGACUACUCCCUCUGAACAAUCCACUUUCGUUAAUGCCGAGAUCGCCACAAGCAGAAAAGGAAAAAAAAAAGUGACUGAUUUAGCAUUGGAUUCUCUCGGCUUAACUACUGAUCAACCUGAAGAAAUUGAAGCAAACGAAGAAGAGCAAUAUGAAAAUAGCGAACUGGAAAAUAAUCAAGAUCAAUUAGAAAUAAUUGAACAAGAAAAGAAACCAAAAAAAAAAAAGAUGCAGAAGAAUAAAUAA